Messenger RNA from Drosophila subpulchrella, 2354 nucleotides. Its product is annotated as sodium-dependent nutrient amino acid transporter 1. Gene Ontology annotation, cellular component: membrane. Gene Ontology annotation, molecular function: L-amino acid transmembrane transporter activity. The coding region runs from base 314 to 2185 and encodes 623 amino acids. The record is from RefSeq and is a predicted model, not a curated record. Gene Ontology annotation, biological process: sodium ion transmembrane transport. NCBI's taxonomy places the organism in Eukaryota, Metazoa, Arthropoda, Insecta, Diptera, Drosophilidae. The transcript is spliced from 6 exons.
CAAGGAAAGGCAGCAGACAGCCGAACAAAAGUGGAAUAAACAAACCUAGAUAAACACCAAUCCAAAGGGAAAUGUUGAUGGAACGGUUCUCGAUCGGCGGUGUUGGUUUUCUGUGAUUUUAUUUCGGGCAAACAGUGAAAAUUUAAAAGUUUCACAAAACUUGAUUGUUUGAUUUUAGAGUGUUUUUUUUAUAAUAUUCGUUGUUAAGGAGUUAACAAGUGUGUUUUUGUGUCCAUGGUGCCGAUUGAUAACAUUCUGCAAAAUCACGUUUACCUCGUCCAAGUGAAAAAGUACUUAAAAGCAACGCAUUACGAUGAAAGAUUUGAAAACGGAGACGUUGAAACUGGAGACCAGCAGGUGUGGCAGCAGUGGCGAGGCGCUGCUAAAGCCAUCCUUGCUGCCCAUGGCAUUGGAAUCGUCUGAGUUAGCAAGGGAUCAGAAGGCCCGUGAAAACUGGGGCAGUUCGCUAGAGUUCCUGAUGUCCUGUAUCGCCCUGAGCGUGGGAUUAGGCAACGUGUGGCGGUUCCCAUUCACGGCUCUGGAAAACGGAGGAGGAGCCUUUCUGAUUCCCUACCUUAUCGUCCUGUUCGUGGUGGGAAAGCCGAUUUAUUACAUGGAGAUGCUGCUGGGCCAGUUCUCCAGUCGUGGUAUCGUACAGGUCUUUGACUUUGCGCCCCUCAUGAGAGGUGUAGGCUAUGCUCAGCUAUUGGCCCUGGGCGUUUUGGCCACUUACUAUGCCUCGGUGAUGGCCUUAACGCUGCGCUACUUCUUCGACUCCUUCGCAUCGGAGUUGCCAUGGAGCUUCUGCCGCCCGGAGUGGGGUGAUGGUUGCGUAAGUGCCGCCGGAGGUCAGCCCCUACAAGGUCAGCUCUCGAGGAACUUUAGCUCCUCCACACAGCUCUACUUGCAACGCGUUGUGCUAAAUGAAACGGAUUCGCUGGCUGGGGGAAUAGGUUAUCCGAGUGGUAGCUUGGCCUUAAUGCUGGGAAUUUCCUGGCUUACGGUUACGCUAAUCAUUAUACGGGGUGUGAAGAGCUCGGGAAAAGCGUCUUAUGUCCUAGCCCUCUUUCCAUAUGUUGUAAUGUUUAUCCUUCUCGUGAGGGCUCUUACUUUACCCGGAGCCUAUGAGGGCGUCAUGUACUUCCUAACACCCCAGUGGGGAAAGCUUUUGGAGCCGGAGGUGUGGUAUAAUGCCGUGACCCAGGUGUUCUUCUCCCUGGCCGUCUGUUUUGGCGUGAUCAUCAUGUACUCCUCGUACAACCGAUUUGGUCAUAAUGUCUACAGGGAUGCCAAUAUAGUGACCACUCUGGACACAUUCACUUCGCUGCUCUCGGGCGUGAUUAUCUUCGGCAUCCUGGGCAACCUGGCCCACGAAUCGGGCACCAAGGACAUCGCCAGUGUGGUGAAGGCAGGUCCUGGAUUGGCCUUUAUCUCCUAUCCGGAUGCCAUUGCCAAGUUCAAGAUGUUGCCACAGGUCUUCUCGCUGCUCUUCUUCGCCAUGCUCUUCAUGCUGGGCGUUGGCAGCAAUGUGGGCAUGGUCAGUUGCAUUAUGACCGUGAUUAAGGAUCAGUUCGUGAACAUCAAGCUGUGGAUCAUCGUGGUCUGCCUUUCAUUAGUUGGCUUUCUUGUGGGCCUGAUUUACAUAACACCCGGAGGACAACAUAUCAUCACGCUGAUGGACUUUCACGGCGUGACCUUCGUAUCUCUGGUUUCGGCCAUCUUUGAGCUUAUAGCCGUGGGUUGGAUCUAUGGCACCAAACGGCUCUGCCAGGAUGCGGAAUACAUGCUGAACAUCAAGACUUCCAACUACUACAGGAUCUGCUGGUCCAUUGUAACGCCCCUGGUAAUGGUGGUCAUUCUGGUCUACAGUUUGCUCACCAUGCGUCCUCUAAGCUAUAAUGGCCAGGAGUUUCCUUUGGCCUAUAGGGUUUUUGGCUGGUGUGUAUCUGGUUUCAUCAUUGGCCAGCUGUUCUACUGGGCCUUUUAUGCCAACUGCAGACAGCCAAAGGGAUCGCUAAAGGGCCGCAUUAGCAAUUCAAUUAAGCCGCACUCCGAUUGGGGUCCCUUGGAUCCCAAAAAGCUGAUGGACUACCAGAUGUUCCUGCGCCACAAGGAUGAGGAUGAUUCCAGGGACAUAAAUCGUCGCUGUGUUUGCUAUACAGCUGGCGAUCGAAUUUUCGGCUGAGCUGGAAUUUAUUUAACUUCCAUUAAAGUAUUGUUCCUUCUUCAUACAUAUUCCUAAUUGGAAAUUUGUGUAUGGCACAGCUUGUUUAGUUGUACUUAAUAUAUUUUAUGUACAAUUUUAUAUUUUAUUUAUACAAAACGAAACCAAAUAAAAAUCAAUUAACUCAAAA